UACCUUUUCGAAAUGAUCCUGCUGUGUUGUAAGGAGCUUAGUGCUAAGAAGGCGAAGAACAUGAACCGAGCACAAGUCACCAGAACUGGGAAGCCUAAGUUGCAGUUGAAAGGUCGAAUCUUCAUGCAAAAUGUCACCGAGACUGUGUCGCUCCAGAAACCUGGAUCGUACACAUGUCAGAUCUUCUGGAAAGGUGAUCCUGGUAUCGAGAAUUUCAUUAUCAAGUUCAACACGGAGGAGAUGAUGAAGAAAUGGGCAAUGCAGGUUGAUACUCAACGACGUGUUUGGAAAGAAAGUGCCCGAGCCAGUGCCAACGCCGCACAGUCCAAGCCAUCAGAUACUCAGUUCACCUACAUGCGAGAUCAGGCCUUAGAGAAUCCCUACCAAGAGGACGAUGAUGAUGACGAUGGCGACGAUAUCGAUACUGUGGUACCCGGAUAUCCAGCGGACAACUACGGCAUGAGACAGAACAGCUCAAUCGCUCCCCCGCGUUCUCGCUCGACAACUGGAGAUAGCGGGAACGACAUGGACCGCAUGCAGCUUGCACAAUCAGGUAAUGCACAGGAUUCGUACUUCUCCCCUGUAGCCGAGUCUCCGAUGUCUACCAUGUCUUCUUACUCCAACGCUCGAACAAGCUCCUCGUCUGCUGGCACGUUUCCUUUCCCCCGUCAGCAACCGCCUCAUGGGUAUCACGAAGAAAACAACCGCUACACAGCGCCUGCUCGCGGCCACAUGCCACGGGAAGGCUCCAUGGGACCCAGUCCUUAUCCUGGCAGCCGAUCCGCACAACGGCCAUCCCUGCCGCCCGCUGCUCAUUCCGCUCAUCCCGCAAGUGUGAGCUCUGGCCGACUCAGAGCUGCAAGCAGUCCAGACAUUCAAAAUGCUGGCCAUCCUGGCAGACGAUUGCCCAACGGGCAGUACGCACCUGUGCCUGAGAUGCCACCCUUCCCAACACACUAUGCCUACAACGCAGCGAUCGUGAAUCGCAGUCAGAACAACUCGCCUAACAGUAUGCCGCCACCACGCGCCACUACACAAUCACCGGCCAUCCAAAGGGACCGCUUGAUACAGCAAAGAACGGCGGCGGAAUUGGCCAGUCACGAAUACCAAGGUGGACCCACCCGGAGAGAGCCCAGCGUAGCUUCUAUGCAGCGAACCAUGACACCGGCCUCAUCUUUUGAGCGCAGUCAAGGCACUUUGACGCCAGCUUCCAUGGACUCGCGCACCAUGUCGCCGCCACUACCCCAAACGUCUGUUCCCCACGAUUCACACAGCAGCAUUCCAACACAGCUCAAAGUCAAGGUCCAUUGUCCAGCUGCGGGUAGCACGAUGACACUGGUUGUCAGCACAAACAUCAGCUUUCAAUCGUUGAAAGACCGCAUCGAUGCCAAGUUGCAGCGUUCGACGAGCGUCUCCCUCGGAUCAGGCCAGGUCAAAUUGAAAUAUCUUGACGACAACGAUUAUAUCAGCAUUCAAUCAGACGAAGAUGUCCAAGAAGCCUUUGAAACGUGGAAAGAACAGCAAAGAGACCUAAAUCCUGGCGGGCAACAGUUAGGUGAAAUUGAGCUCUUCUGCCAGCGUUAA
This is a messenger RNA of Periconia digitata, 1584 nucleotides long. Lineage: Eukaryota; Fungi; Ascomycota; Dothideomycetes; Pleosporales; Periconiaceae. The record is from the annotation of a GenBank genome assembly.